Messenger RNA from Hemicordylus capensis (graceful crag lizard), 944 nucleotides. RefSeq names its product U2 small nuclear RNA auxiliary factor 1 (gene U2AF1). Gene Ontology annotation, molecular function: metal ion binding; pre-mRNA 3'-splice site binding. Gene Ontology annotation, cellular component: U2AF complex; spliceosomal complex. Gene Ontology annotation, biological process: mRNA splicing, via spliceosome. The record is from RefSeq and is a predicted model, not a curated record. Lineage: Eukaryota; Metazoa; Chordata; Lepidosauria; Squamata; Cordylidae. The transcript has 8 exons. Bases 326 to 826 code for a protein of 166 amino acids.
AUUCUCAUAUGUGCAAGGACUCCUGCACAUCUGGAAACACUGUUGGGGAUGCAUGUGUGCACCCAGGCCCAAGGGAGGAAGAUGGGAAGAACAUAUGACACAGUGGCCCUUGCAGGCUUGAUCCCCUGCCUGUAAGCUUCAACCCAAUGAAGUCAACUGUUCUUUUUAUUUCAAAAUUGGGGCAUGUCGUCAUGGAGACCGGUGUUCUCGAUUGCACAAUAAACCAACAUUUAGCCAGACCAUUGCCCUCUUGAACAUUUACCGUAACCCUCAAAACUCUUCCCAGUCUGCUGACGGUUUGCGCUGUGCAGUGAGCGAUGUUGAAAUGCAAGAACAUUAUGAUGAAUUUUUUGAGGAGGUCUUUACAGAAAUGGAAGAAAAAUAUGGUGAAGUGGAGGAGAUGAAUGUCUGUGAUAACCUUGGAGAUCAUCUGGUUGGAAAUGUAUAUGUAAAGUUUCGACGUGAAGAAGAUGCAGAAAAGGCUGUGAUUGAUCUGAACAAUCGCUGGUUUAAUGGGCAGCCGAUUCAUGCUGAGCUCUCCCCUGUGACAGAUUUCAGAGAAGCUUGCUGCCGCCAGUAUGAAAUGGGGGAGUGUACACGGGGAGGUUUCUGUAAUUUUAUGCAUUUGAAACCUAUUUCUCGGGAAUUGCGACGUGAGCUCUAUGGCCGUCGCCGCAAGAAGCAUAGAUCCAGGUCAAGGUCCCGUGAGCGUCGCUCUAGAUCCAGAGAUCGUGGUCGUGGAGGUGGUGGAGGCGGAGGCGGAGGUGGAGGCCGAGAGCGUGAUAGAAGGCGAUCAAGAGAUCGUGAAAGAUCUGGACGAUUCUGAGCCAUGCGAUUUCUAUCUUGUCUGUUAGCAAGUGUUGUAGUUGAUUGACCAAACAAGUUCAUAAUGAAAAUUUUUUUAAAAGAUGGGCUUCUGAAUAAAAAUUUGUAGUGAUACAGUU